AUGACUUCUAAAGAUGCCAUCGAAGGCGGCAAGAACCGACUGAAACGUAUUACUGAUGUUCAAUAUGAACCGGGAAAAUUGUUUAUGCCAAUCGAAGGUUACGAAAAGAUGAAACUCGGCUCUCUAGAAGAAGCUAUCGAAUUUCUAGCUGCCAUUGUUCCAGAUCUUCGACGCAAAGCUUAUAUUGCUAAACAAAGAUGCCAAGAGCCAAAAGAUGGACUAACACCUGACGAAUCAGCAAGCAUAUUUCUCACAACACAGUCAAUACAAGUUUUGGAAUCUGAACAAUUUCUCGGCAAAACUGGAAUACGUACUCUCUUCAACAUCCAAUGUUCAAAUGCGAAGAUCAUCAAAAAUCAUUCUUACUAUGCAGCUGAAGAUGAGGCACUCUUGCUUCCCGCGACACAACUUGAAGUAACUGGUAAAUUAGAUUCUGGAAAUGGGCUUCAUAUUAUUACAAUGAAAGAAACUCAACCGGUGUUUCCUCUAUUAGAGCCUCCAUAUCUGUUGUCGGAAACAAAGAAGAAAUCGAAGGCUACUCCAGGUGAUUCAAAAAAGGGAGGAUCUAAGUUUGAAGAAAUGACUAUGCCAGAUGUCGAUAUUCGCCAUGUUAUCAAUAACAUGAAAGGUAGUGACAGAUGGAACUUCAAAGAUAAACAAGUCACGGCUGAAGACGUAAAGUUAAUUGCAAAUGAAUUAAAAACCGAUAAAAACUGUAGAGAACUUGAUUUGAGUAAGAAUGGUUUAACUUCAGCUGCUGUGCAUUACUUAUCUGGUAUGCUAAAAGAGAACACGACAUUGGAAAAACUUUAUCUUGGAAAGAAUCAAAUCGGUGAUGAUAGAGUACGGGCACUGUGCGGAGUACUGAAAGUGCAUGGAAACAAUACACUCGAAGUGUUAAGUCUCGAAUGCAAUCGAAUAACAGACAGAAGUGUUCCUGGGAUUAUUGAAUUACUUAAUCAACCGAAUUUAAUACUGAAUGCUUUGUUUAUACAUUCAAAUCGUUUAUCGGAAGAAAGUAAACAAACACUGACUGUUCUAGCUAAAACACGAAAUAUUUGGAUUCGAUUAGACGAAUGA
Molecule: messenger RNA, 1080 nt
Organism: Rotaria sp. Silwood1
Lineage: Eukaryota; Metazoa; Rotifera; Eurotatoria; Philodinida; Philodinidae
Source: the annotation of a GenBank genome assembly